AUGACUGCUGGAGAAGUUCGGGGACAUAUUAGGAGAAACCCAGAUUACCCAGAGCACUUCUAUGGAUUCAUGAAAGGAAUCAGGGGCUCUGCUGCUUACUGGAAUGCUUCAAAACUAGAUUUACUUGCUCUGAUAAAUGCUAAAGGUCCAAUGACUUGGUUUUUAACAUUAAGUGCAAAUGACAUGAACUGGGAUGACUUGAUGGUGGUUUUAUGUCAACAGUUAAAUUUGCCACAUUCAAAAGAGGACAUAGCUAAGUUGACUCGGCAACGGAAACGACAACUUAUGGUAGAAAAUCCAGUAACCACAGCAAGACACUUUUGUAGGCGGGUUCAUCACAUAAUUCACUCUUUCAUUUUGUCUGAUGAACAACCAUUGGGAAAAGUAACAGAUUAUUUUUGGAGAAUAGAAUUCCAAAUGCGUGGAUCUCCUCACUUGCAUUCCCUUUGGUGGAUUCAAGAUGCUCCAGAUUUGGACACAGAUGAAGGACGACAGCAAGCACCAGCUUUUAUUGAUAAAUAUAUUUCCACCAAAAUUCCAGUAGAUGAUUUGUUGAUGAAAAGAAGAGUUGAUGCACUUCAGAAGCAUUCUCAUACCCGUUCAUGUCAAAAGUAUUUGAACAAUAAGCAAGGAUUUUGUCGUUUUGGAUAUCCUCAACCACUGUCAAGUCAAACAGUAAUGAAAAAUGCAAUUGAUAUGAAGCGUAGCCCACAUUGUUAUACAAUUAAGAGGCAGCCUGGUUCUGAAAACAUAAACCCAUACAAUCCUGAUUUGUUACGUGUAUGGAAUGCCAAUAUGGAUAUUCAACUGGUAGGAAGUGUUUAUGGAGCGGCUAAGUAUGUCUGUUCAUAUAUUUGUAAGCCAGAGAGUGAUGAGGUUUCAAAAUGUGUGAGGGAAGCAGUUUCAAAGUUACCAUCAAAUUCCUCUACUAUGAAGCAGCUUUCAACCAUUGGAAAUGUCUUUCUAACUCAUCGUCAGCUCAGUGCUCAAGAGGCAGCUUUUAAAAUGUGUGGUUUACCUCUUCGUGCUUCUUCAAAGUCCACUUUAUUUAUCAAUGCUAGACCUCAGUAUGAAAGAAGCAAACUUCUUAAGCCAAAAGCACGUUUGACCAAUUUAGAUGAUGACAGUGAAGAUAUAUUCUGUUCAAAUGUAUUCCAUCGUUAUAAGAAUAGGCCUCUUAAUGAUGAGUUCAAUAACAUGACACUGGCUUCAUUUGCAGCUUGGUAUAUUCCAACUAAAGAAAGAAAGAUAAACUGCCAUGAAUUGCUUCAUGGUUUAGGGUUCAUUAAGAAAAGGGUGCACGAGUGUUUAGUCAGAACACCAAAGUUUUCUUUUGAACAAGAUGGUGACAAAUACUAUUUUUCACUGUUGAUGUUAUAUCUGCCAUGGCGUUGUGAAGAAAACAUUUUACAAGGAUACUCUACAGCACAGGAAGCUUUCAAAAAUUUACAUUGUCUAUUGCAAUGCCCAAACAGCAACAGAUAUGCAUUAGAAAUUGAAAAUGCUAUCAAACAAAUACAAUCCUUGGAAGAUCGUGUGAUGCAAAAUUACAUUGCUCCUGCUGUUGCACUAAAUAUUGAAGCUCUUGAUAAUGACAUACCACAGAGUGAAAACACAGUUAUGGAUGAUCCAGAUCAGGUCACUUUGUAUGAAGAGCCAUUGUUUACAGAUGCGACUGGACACCAGGAAAAUGAACAGCAUUUGAAUAAUGUAAUAACUGGUAAUGCAGAUGAUGUUGAACUUAAUCAUAUUGCUCUAACACGCUUGUCGGAUGAGGAAUACAAAGAGAAAAUCAAUAAUUUAAAUUCUCAGCAGUUUAAAGUUUUUCAUAUUAUCUGUGAUUAUUUCCAAAAAGUUAAAUCCUUUGAUGAUGGACAGGUAACAACUGCACCUGCACCUAUUAGAUUGUUUGUUAGUGGUUUUGGGGGGACUGGAAAAUCGCAUUUGAUUCAACUUGUACGUGAAGCCAUUGUUCGUUUUUCUCUUCACAAAGCGACAAAUGAUUCACCGCCUGUGAUUGUUUUAGCCCCAACAGGGAUGGCUGCAUUCAAUAUUCAAGGAUUAACAAUUCAUAAUGCUUUGAAUUUACCUGUACAGCAUAGAUCUUCUCCUAAAUAUAUCCCUCUGAAGGGAGAACGUCUUGCUGAGAUGAGGCAUGCUUUCAGAAAUACCACUACCGUCAUCAUCGAUGAAAUAAGUAUGGUAUCAUACCAAACAUUUCUGCAUAUUCACCAACGUUUGAACGAUAUCAAAUGUGUACCAGAUCAUUGUUCCUUUGGAAACAUGAAUGUGAUAACUUUAGGUGAUUUUUACCAACUUCCACCAGUAUCACCAGGAAAAUUCGUCUUCAUGGGAGAAUCAGAAUACAUUCAUAAAUGGCGUGAUCUGUUUACAAUGGUAGAAUUAACGGAAAACAUGAGACAGAAAGAAGACAAACUUUAUGCUGACAUACUCUUUCGUAUUAGAACAGCAACACAUUCUGCUGAAGAUGUUGAGAAACUAUGUAGCAGGGUAACAACAGUCAACAGUGAAAUAGAUUGUCAGAGGGAGCCAUUUGUAAAUGCACUGCACUUGUAUCCAACUCUAAAGAAGUGUGAAACUCACAAUGAAAAAAGAUUGAAUACAUUUAGUAACAAAACCACAAUCUACAGGAUUUCUGCUCAGCAUGCAAUCCAUCAUUCCAAUCAGAAUAGUUUGAAGAGAUCUUUAUCUAUACCUGGCAAUCUUAUUCCUGAGGAUGACAGAGAAUGUGCUGGUUUAUCUAAAGAAAUAAGAUUGUGUGUAGGUGCAACUGUUAUGUUGUGUAGGAACAUAAACACCAGUGAUGGCAUGGUAAAUGGUGCGCGUGGAGUUGUGACUGGAUUUGUAUGGAAAAAUGGAGAAUUGCCGAAAAAUGCUGACGAUGGAUUUAUGCCACAAGAAGUGAUGGUGAAAUUCUUCGAUCAAAAAGUUGGAAAGAUUUCGAAAGUAGCAACAGGUAGAGAAUCAAUUUCAAUUCAACCAAUUACUGCUGAAUUUUAUGCAAAAGGAACCUUAAAUACUAUUCUGCUGAGAACUCAAUUCCCAUUAUGUUUAUCAUGGGCUGCUACAAUACACAAGGUUCAAGGUGUUACUUUGAAACAUGCAGUUGUUGAUAUUGGAAGUGAAGUGUUUAGUUCUGGAAUGGCAUAUGUUGCACUGAGUAGGGUGAAGAGUUUAAGUGGACUAGCUCUUCUUUUUCUGGAUGAUGACAAAAUUGUAUGUGACAAAAAUGUUGAUGAUGAAAUGAAAAGAUUACGGAUUGCAUCCUUAUCUUCUAACAAGGAGAAGUCAGAGGAGUAA
Pecten maximus is the source of this 3321-nucleotide messenger RNA. RefSeq lists its product as uncharacterized. Lineage: Eukaryota; Metazoa; Mollusca; Bivalvia; Pectinida; Pectinidae. Gene Ontology annotation, molecular function: DNA helicase activity. The record is from RefSeq and is a predicted model, not a curated record. Bases 1 to 3321 code for a protein of 1106 amino acids. Gene Ontology annotation, biological process: telomere maintenance; DNA repair. The transcript has a single exon.